Messenger RNA from Penicillium roqueforti, 1590 nucleotides. Its product is annotated as sugar porter family MFS transporter. Gene Ontology annotation, molecular function: carbohydrate:proton symporter activity. Bases 1 to 1590 code for a protein of 529 amino acids. The transcript has 4 exons. Gene Ontology annotation, cellular component: membrane. The record is from RefSeq and is a predicted model, not a curated record. Gene Ontology annotation, biological process: carbohydrate transport; transmembrane transport. Lineage: Eukaryota; Fungi; Ascomycota; Eurotiomycetes; Eurotiales; Aspergillaceae.
AUGACUUUCUACCUCGUCACCUUCUGCUGCGCCUUCGCCGCGCUGGGAUCAUUCCUGUUCGGCUAUGAUUCGGGCGUGAUCUCUUCUAGUAUCGAGCAGGAGGCCUUUCUGCGCCGGUUCGGGUCUCCUGCUUUGUCUGAUGCCGUCGCCGGGGGCAUUAUUUCCUCGUAUACCGGAGGCGCAAUCGUGGGCUCGAUGCUCGCGUCAUAUGUCUCGGACUACUAUGGCCGCCGAAUGGUCCUCUUUAUCGGUGGUCUGCUUGCCACUCUGGGUGCUGGCCUCCAGGGAGGCGCAGUUAGUAUCGCCAUGCUUAUCGCCGGUCGAUGCAUCGCGGGUCUGGCAAUUGGGCAGAUGUCUGCCAUUAUCCCCGUUUAUUGUAGCGAGGUUGCCCCGCCACAGAUUCGGGGAAUGCUGGCUAGUAUGCAACAAUGGAUGCUUGGCUUAGGUUUCCUGGUUGCUCGAUGGGUGGGAUACGGGUGUACUCUCCGAGGUGGAGCCUUCUCCUGGCGUUUUCCACUCUCCUUUCCAGUCAUACCAGCAAUAAUUCUCAUCUGUGGCAUCUGGUUCCUUCCCGAAUCGCCAAGAUGGCUCAUCGAAAAGGGUAGAGAGGGGGAAGGUCGCUCAGUCCUCGCCCGACUCCACCUCAACCGAAACGCAACCAACAACCAGCUACUCGAACACGAGCUCUUCCAAAUCCAAGAGAGCCUAGCAUCCGAGAAGCACUUCGCCGUAAGGUCCUGGCGCCACCUUCUCCUCUCCCCACGGUGGCAAUGCCGAAUCCUCCUAGCCUGCGGCUUGCAAGUAUUCACCCAGUGCUCAGGCACAAACGUAAUCUCAAACUACAGCCCGCGCCUCUUCCAAACGCUCGGCCUCACAAAAUCAACAUCCCUAAUGGUAAUCGGACUCUGGAGCGCGCUGGCGCAGCUCUGGAACACGCUCUUCAUGCUAUUCGUCGACAAAGUCGGGCGCCGGAAAAUGCUCAUCCCAUCCCUUUUCGGCAUGGGCGCAGCCCUAUGCAUCGAAGCCACACUCGCGCUGUACAUCGAUUUCAACGACCCCAACGCCAACCCACAUGCCCUGCGCGCUGCCAUCGCCAUGUUCUUCGUCUUCUCGUUCUUCUUCACGGCUCUAGGCAUGAUCUCCUGGAUCUACCAGUCCGAGGUCUUCCCCACGCCUAUCCGUGCGCGCGGCUCGUCGAUGGCGACCGCUGCGAACUGGAGUGUUAGUCUUGUCUUCGCGCGGUGCUCGCCUAUCGCACUGACGAAUAUCGGGUCUAAUUAUUUCUACUGCUUUGUCGCGUUUAAUUGGGCGGCGAUGGUACUUGUUUGGGCCUUUUAUCCGGAGACUGCGGGUUGUUCUCUUGAGGAGGUCGAGGAUGUUUUCACGGCAAAGUUUGUUGAGGAGCAGUCGGAGCGCUCUUUUGUUGACGAGAAGACGCCGGUGGCUAUUACGCCGCGCUCGCAGAUUCGGCGCCAAGGACUGCAUCCGCUGUCGAUGAAUCCUACUUAUGAGCAUCCUACUUAUGACACUGCUAGUAUCGGUAGCAGUCACAGUGGGUCUGGGAAUGAUAUUGAAACUAAGGCGGUUUAG